UUCGUCCUGCCUCGAUUCCUGAGCUGAAAUCUGUUCAAAUUAUAUUCUUCACGUACUUGCGACAAGAGGGUGGGUGUCAUUGAUAUCUCUCCAUAAGCUCAACCCACGCCAAUUAAUCGAGUACACGACUGAUUGUAACUACUAUUCGUUUACUAUGGGAACUCGCAAGGCCCUAAGUUUUACAGCGGUCUCUUUUUAGGUCAUGUUCGAUCAUGGAUAAAAAUCUGUUGGGCAAUGUGUCAAAAAUAUAAAGCAUUCAACUACCUUUGAUAUCAAAACAUGCGCUCAUACACACAUUAGUUUAUACCAGCUAUGCUAGUCUUGUUUCGAAGGCCCAGAUGUAAGAAGCUAACUUUUAAAAUUGUACGAAGCAGCUGAUACAAGUUUUAUAGCAGUCGAUGUUUUGUGUUUUUAUAACAAAUUCUUAUCUGUUGAUUCGGACUCGACUUUUCCUUAAAAGAGUUCCUUAAUAACAGGCCUUGAAAAGCAUUUAAUUUGAAUAGCACAAAAUGUUAAUGUACUCAAAAAUUAACAGCUGACCGAAAAUAUAUUUUUUUUCAUUUUUGAAUCUGAAGUAUUCCUAAACUGAUACAUUUGAAUCUACAGCAAUCAUUUAUAUAGAAAGCAGGGACAACAGAAUAUAGCACGAGACAAAUCAGGCAUUAAGUGUAAAGGCAAAUAUAGUGAAUGUUUAUAGGCACUUAAAUGUGAAGAGACUUUCGGGCGAAUUGCAUUAAAGAAAUACUUAAUUCCAGAUACUUUGGAUGGUGGCAACCGCGCGUCAGAGCCUCUGCCAUGUGGGCUUACAUCAUAGCAGCGGCUCGUGGCGACUCGCGACAAGCCAUGCAUAAACGAAAUUCGUCAGAUAACGCUUUAGACGAUCAUAUUUACCCAUACCGCGACGGAAAACCGUUUACACUGACUGGGUCGAGUGGGCCUCACCCAGGACCUUCGGGAUUGAGCAAACGAGACGCCAUGCGUAUAUCCCCGCGAUACUCGUACUCACGCUCAGAGAAAUCAUACUCACCGAAACAAAUGAGCCCCAUACAUAUGCGCCACUACAGACCAGGCAUGGAGGAGGCUAUCGAACCCUUUGACGAGGCCCCAAACGAUGGAAAUGGAAGCAACAGCUGGAUGCAGAAACAAUUCUCCAGAUUAACUAGUAACUUGCGUUAUCGAAUCAGUGGGGAGGGUCAUUCCAAGCCACCAGACUGGUUCCUGGACAAGUUCGCUGCGCAGACUUUUUCCGAUCCUGAAGAACCUCUGUAUCAAGCAAAGAGCUCCAAGCUGUUCUGUGGGCUGAAGCUUGCAUUUGAUCCUACGCUCCCAGCACAUUACCACUGGCUGGCUGUGGUGUCCUUAGCGAUUCUGUACAAUGUGGUGUUCGUCAUCGGCCGAGCUGUUUUCUGGAAAUUGGACAACCUCACUCCGUUCUGGUUUGUGCUGGACUACCUAUGUGAUGCUAUUUAUCUCAUCGACACCGUUGUACACGUCCACGAAGGCUAUCUCGAACAAGGUCUUAUGGUUAAGGAUCCGAAAAUGCUAAGACGGCAUUAUUUAAAAUCAGUUUCAUGGAGAUAUGAUUUGAUAUCAUCGAUACCUACUGAUAUUGCUUACUAUUGGUGGAUUCCCGGAACUUGCGAUCAUAAAUGUUUGCCAUGCCCUGUUAUUGUGCGACUCAAUCGACUGUUUCGCCUGCCUCGAAUGUGGGAGUGGUUUGAUCGCACUGAAACCGCAACAAGUUAUCCGAAUGCUUUCCGGAUAUGCAAGGUUGUUAUGGCGAUACUCGUACUUAUUCAUUGGAACGCAUGUCUUUAUUUUGCUAUAAGCUAUGCUAUUGGAUUUGGAACAGAUAAUUGGGUUUACAAUAUUAAUGGAACCCGCAAUGAAACCUUGGCUCAUCAGUACAUUUAUAGUUUUUAUUGGUCCACUUUGACACUCACUACCAUUGGAGAAACACCACAGCCAGAAAUAGAUUCUGAAUACCUGUUUGUCGUCGCAGACUUUCUAGCUGGAGUAUUAAUAUUUGCUACCAUAGUGGGAAAUAUUGGAUCUAUGAUUUCCAACAUGAACGUUGCUAGAGUAGAAUUCCAGAACAAAAUGGACGGUGUGAAACAAUACAUGGCAUUUAGAAAAGUAAGCGGUGAGCUUGAAGCCAGAGUUAUUCGUUGGUUUGCUUACACUUGGGCGCAAAGCGGAGCACUAGACGAAGAGAACGUUUUAUCUUCUCUGCCCGACAAAUUAAAAGCUGAAAUCGCUAUUCGUGUUCAUCUAGAUACACUGCGCAAGGUACGAAUAUUUCAAGAUUGUGAACCCGGCCUUCUUGAAGCUCUGGUAUUGAAAUUGAAACUACAAGUUUUUAGCCCUGGUGACUACAUUUGUCGAAAAGGUGAUGUUGGCAAAGAAAUGUAUAUUGUGAAAAGAGGAAGACUUCAAGUCGUUGCUGAUGACGGCAAAACUGUGUUGGCUACUCUGAGCGCUGGGUCUGUCUUUGGCGAAGUGAGUGUUCUGGAGAUAGCUGGUAAUCGUACCGGUAAUAGAAGGACAGCUAAUGUGCGAGCUUUGGGCUAUUCAGACCUGUUUUGCUUGGCAAAAAGAGAUCUUUGGGAAGCACUCGCUGAUUAUCCUGAUGCAAGGGCUACACUAACUGAACGUGGCUGUCAAUUAUUGAGGAAGGAUGGCUUGCUUGAUGAAGCUGUUUUCGAAAAUGCGCAAACUACUCAACAGAGCAUGGAGGAAACUGUGCAUAAAUUGGAAUCUACCGUUGAUAUGUUGAAUAAUCGCUUACAAGGACUACUUACCGACGUCGGUGAAGAACAGGCUAAAAUAAAGCAAAGAAUUUGCAAAAUUGAAUUGAGGGUGUUGGAUACGGACGAAGAUACUGACUCCGACGAUGUCACGUCGAUAGGCGCUUCAGAACUACGAAGUGACAUCGGGAGAGGUUGUGAUGCCUCGGGCUAUAGCGAACUACCGAUGAUCUCUGCUUACAAUACAUCAAUGCAUCUUCUUACGCACUCAGUACCAGUACGUGAACGUGGCCACUCGUUGAGCGUAGAGAGGUCGCCAGGACUCCUUCACCGUGCAGCGGAACCACGCAGUAAAUCUCUUCGUUUAAAACGCAUCCACAAGGAUACAUCAAAAUAAAAUGUUGGCUAAAGUAAUUGAGUAGAUAACUAAAAAUGGAGGGGUUUUAACAACUUUAAGGAAAUUUCAAAAUUAUACAGUGAUUUUGAAAUUUUUAUAUCCAACUUAAAUUAAAUAUAAAUUAUUUUUGAUACCUCAUGGGAGUUUAUAAAAAUUUAAUAAUUGAAUACGAAGAAAAUGGGGUAAAAUUACAGGAAAAUUGAUAGAAUGGCGAUUUAAAAAUCCGAAAGUGGGACACUCAAAAUUGUGUAGAUAUCGUUCGAACAUAUUUUUUUUAUAGAAAAUUAGUAGCUAUUUUUUUAAUAAUUCUUAGAUAUAUUUGCUUAAAAUUCGAUAACUUAAAUAUAAUUUAUUCGAAACCACGUAAACAUAAACGAGUUUGAUCAGUUUGGCUAUAACUCAAAAUCGAAUACUUCGUUAAUAAAAUAUUCUUAAAACGGUAAAUGAAUGAAAGUCUUGUCAAUGGGAAGUCGCUUUAAAGUGUGAAAGCAAAAUGUUUUUGUAAGGGAGAAACUAACGAGAUUUUUAAGGUGCGGUGUUUAUACGAAGAAAUAUGUUUAACAUCAAAAGUUUAGUCUACAUUUAUUGUACCUAUUUGUAACAUAGGAUUAAGACAUUAUGACAGUUUUCACAUUCUCGAUUGAGAUUCACAGUAUAUCAUGAAAAAUUUACAAUAAAAAAACAUUUGUGACAGUAUGCCAUCCUCGUGUUUCAGAUUUUAGUUGUGAGAUCUAGAAGGAUAUAUUUAAAUCCUCUCAAUAUUAAGUAAAUAGAAUUGAAGUAGAUUGACAUAUAAACAUUAGCUAUACUGUAUUCUCUAUAUUAAAUUUUUCAUAUCUAGUAGCAUUUCUGAUAACAUAUUAACAUUAUAUCUAAUAUUGAAUUAUCAUUAUUAUAACUCAAAAAUGUAUUGAAUAGAUGUAAUAGUUGUAAUAGUUGUACCUACAUUGAUAAUAUAAUAUUCCUGACAUUUGACUUCAGACCCAUAAGGUACAGAACGAGUGCAACACUGACUUGUAAGACUUUGGGAGACACUGACCGUGGUUAAAAAACGUCGCCUGUAAAUGUGUUGUGCGGUACAUACAUAUUUGUGGCCAUACAUUAUCAAGUAAAUGAUGUUACAAAUACGCAAACCCUUGCAACAAAAUCACUGAACAACAUUUUGUAAGUACUAUCGUUUGCGAUACACAACAUUUUGGCAACUAAACACAGACAAGGCGUCACAUGUUUUAUCACAACUUUUGAUUAACCCAAUCGAGUGCCUCUCAAAUGAUAUCACAAUAUUAGCAUAGAUUUGUUUUUAUCAUUGAUUUCUCUCGUAUAUGUAUUCAGUAUAUAUAUAAGCAUGGUGAAAAUACUAUACAUGUGACUUUAAAGGCACGCACUUUAUUUCUCUGAUGUUGUAGCUUUUUAAUUAAAUAAGACAAUUUUGAUGAUAUUAUGAAUACUUAGUUUUAAUGAAUUCGUGUACCAGUAAAGUUAUAUCGUUAUUUUAAAUCCGUAGCAGUGAUGAUAAGAAUGUAAAUAAUUAUUUCCACGAUAAAUAUUUCAACAGUGUCCAAACUUGUUUCAUGAACAUUAAAUCUUACUACUUACUUAAA
Molecule: messenger RNA, 4745 nt
Organism: Trichoplusia ni (cabbage looper)
Lineage: Eukaryota; Metazoa; Arthropoda; Insecta; Lepidoptera; Noctuidae
Product: cyclic nucleotide-gated cation channel subunit A-like
Exons: 9
Coding region: 796-3144 (782 amino acids)
Biological process (GO): monoatomic cation transmembrane transport; potassium ion transport
Cellular component (GO): intracellular cyclic nucleotide activated cation channel complex; plasma membrane
Molecular function (GO): intracellularly cAMP-activated cation channel activity; protein-containing complex binding; cGMP binding
Source: RefSeq, a predicted model, not a curated record